AGCGCAGCCUCGGCGGGGCCCGGCCGGCGGCGGGGAGGUCGCGGGGCCGGGAGGCGCGAGAAAAAGAAAAACAUCCAUUCAUGAGAGUUCAGGGAUACGUGAAAAUGAAGCAAAUGAGGAAAGACCCAUUCACAUUCCUCCAAAAGAUCUGCGGCUCACUGGAAUCAUGUUACUGGCUCCUGGUAGUCCCUGACUUUACCUGUUUGUUCCAGGAACUUGCUUUAUGGCCAUUUGUUCUGAUGAUCAGUUUGGACAACCAACCUUUAUUCCUCCACCUCAGACAAUAUUCAACAUCCUGUAAUCAUCAUAGCGUUCUGGAGGUCAAUAAGUCCAAUAUCAAGGUGCCAGCAUCAGGCAUUAUGGCCAGCACACUUCCUGUGAAUUUGUACCACCACCCCUUAUCUCAUCUAUGCUUCUGCUCACAGCACUGCACUGGAGCCAGGGGAUGGAUACCUGGCACUUGUAUGUCCUAUGAAGAAGGAGGGGAGGAUACAUUGCUUCCCUAUGUAUCCUUAAGGGAUAGACCAGAGGAAAAGUUAAGUAAUAGAUAAACAAUCAAUAAUACCUAAUUGGUUUCCCAAUCAAUUAGUACUUACUGUGUUGGAUUUGUUCACUUUCAGCCAUAGUUACACCUUGAAUUUCUGUAUUUCCAAAGUGAGCUCUUUUUUUCUAAGGGAUUUCCUCAAUUUUUUCAUGUAAGUAGGCUUCUGAGGAAUCUAUUUCACUGAUUUUUGUGAUAUAUUUAAUCAUUCCAGGACUACAAAAUUUAAGCUGAAUUUAAAUUAUUCAUAAUAUAACAAUCUCUCUUCCUCUGUCUCUCUUUCUUUCUAUAUCUUUCAUUACAUAUAUGUAAUAAAAUAUUUUCAUUAUA
Molecule: messenger RNA, 871 nt
Organism: Gorilla gorilla gorilla (western lowland gorilla)
Lineage: Eukaryota; Metazoa; Chordata; Mammalia; Primates; Hominidae
Exons: 5
Coding region: 81-551 (156 amino acids)
Source: RefSeq, a predicted model, not a curated record